AUGGGGCGUCUCGCCCUCUAUCGUAGGUUCAUUGAUGACAUCCUCAUUAUUUGGAAGGGUAAUUGGGGUGAAGUAGAGGAUUUUAUGAUGUCCAUUAACAAUAAUCAGUGGGGCCUCUCUUUUACACAUAAACAACAUAAAUCUACUAUAGAUUUUCUGGAUCUCACCCUAAUUGGGGUUGAGGGUAAAAUUAUCACCAAGACAUAUCAGAAAAGUGUGGAUGUUAAUGGGUAUCUACAUGCUAGAAGUGGGCAUCAUCCCACGUGGAUCCAGAAUAUCCCCUCGGGGCAGUUCACUAGAAUCAGACGCAACUGCUCAUUUAUGUGUGAUUAUGAAAAAGAGGCACUAAUGCUUUCCCAGCGUUUUGUAGAGAAAGCCUAUCCUCUGAGGAUUAUCCUGGAGGCUUAUUUGAAAGGUCUUAAGUUUGGGAUGAUACCACGGUCAGAGGCUCAUAAUAAAACUUUGCUUACGAUGAAUUCCUCUAUAUCAUCUUUAUAUAGAGGACAAGAACACCACUCUAGUGAACACUUUAAGAUCCUUGAACUUUUGGGUGGGUCCUGUGACCAGUCUCUGAAAAAAGCAAAAUUUAAUAUCAGUACCAAAGAGGUCGGCACAGGCAAAACACCCAUAUUUUCCACUACCUUUAAUAUAGGUUUUGAUGAGAUUAUAGGAGUUUUUGACAAAUAUUGGCCAAUAUUGACCAGUGACCCUUGGUUGUCUUUCUGUAUUUCAAAGGUUCCCAGGGUUACUUUUAGAAGGGCCCCUAAUUUGAAAAACAUCCUAGCUCCUUCGAAACUGCACUGUCAAAAUGUAGGACACCAGAGAGUGUGCCAAGAGGCUGCAGUUAAUAAGCGUUGUGGUCAUGCUAAAUGCUUAACUUGUGGAUUUAUUUGUCAUCAACAAUCCACGUUUAGUUCGUUUGAUAGUACUGAGAUCUUUUCUGUGCAGUCAUCAAUUACUUGUAACACUUCUUUUGUGGUAUAUCUCCUAAUUUGUCCCUGUGGACGGCAAUAUGUGGGUCAAACUAUCAGACCCUUGAAAUGUAGAUUUCGUGAACAUAGGACAGCUAUAUUACGUAACGAUAGUAGAUCCCCGGUGGCCCGCCACUUUACUAUCUUUCAUGAUAAUAAUCCUGUUGGUCUUAAAUUAAUGGGAAUAGUACAUAUUCCCUUCCAUCAGGAUGAAGCGAAGAAAAAACGUGAAUUAAUUAAGGCUGAAUCAGUGUGGAUCUUCAAGCUGAACUCUAUGUCACCUAAUGGCUUAAAUGAGGAACUAGAAUUAUUUUGA
Molecule: messenger RNA, 1287 nt
Organism: Pelobates cultripes (western spadefoot toad)
Lineage: Eukaryota; Metazoa; Chordata; Amphibia; Anura; Pelobatidae
Source: the annotation of a GenBank genome assembly